UCCUCUCCAGUUGUGGCCAUUCCCCAGGCUAUGGAUCUCUCCAACAACACCAUGUCACUCUCAGUGCGCACCCCCGGACUGUCCCGGCGGCUCUCCUCCCAGAGUGUGAUAGCAGGCAGACCCAGGGGCAUGUCUGCUUCCAGUGUUGGAAGUGGCUAUGGGGGAAGUGCCUUUGGCUUUGGACCCAGCUAUGGAGGAGGCUUUUCUGCUGCUUCCAUGUUUGGUUCUAGUUCUGGCUUUGGGGGUGGCUCUGGAAGUUCCAUGGCAGGAGGACUGGGUGCUGGUUAUGGGAGAGCCCUGGGUGGAAGUGGCUUUGGAGGACUGGGGAUGGGAUUUGGGGGCAGCCCAGGAGGUGGCUCUCUAGGUAUUCUCUCAGGCAAUGAUGGAGGCCUUCUUUCUGGCUCAGAAAAGGAAACUAUGCAAAAUCUUAAUGAUAGAUUAGCUUCCUACCUGGAUAAGGUGCGAGCUCUAGAAGAGGCUAAUACUGAGCUAGAAAACAAAAUUCGAGAAUGGUAUGAAACACGAGGAACUGGGACUGGAGAUGCUUCACAGAAUGAUUACAGCAAAUAUUAUCCACUGAUUGAAGACCUCAGGAAUAAGAUCAUUGCAGCCAACAUUGGAAAUGCCCAGCUCCUCUUGCAGAUCGACAACGCGAGACUGGCUGCCGAGGACUUCAGGAUGAAUGUGCUGCUGACUCAUGAUGUGACUGACACCAUCGAGAGCCUGAAUGAGGAGCUGGCCUACAUGAAGAAGAACCAUGAGGAAGAACUCCAAAGCUUCCGGGUGGGCGGCCCAGGUGAGGUCAGCGUAGAAAUGGACGCUGCCCCCGGAGUGGACCUCACCAGGCUCCUCAACGAUAUGCGGGCGCAGUAUGAAACCAUCGCUGAGCAGAAUCGGAAGGACGCUGAAGCCUGGUUCAUUGAAAAGAGCGGGGAGCUCCGGAAGGAGAUUAGCACCAACACCGAGCAGCUUCAGUCCAGCAAGAGCGAGGUCACCGACCUGCGACGCGCCGUUCAGAACCUGGAGAUCGAGCUGCAGUCCCAGCUCGCCACGAAGAAAUCUCUGGAAGACUCGUUGGCCGAAGCCGAGGGCGAUUACUGCGCGCAGCUGUCCCAGGUGCAGCAGCUCAUCAGCAACCUGGAGGCACAGCUGCUGCAGGUGCGCGCGGAUGCAGAGCGCCAGAACGUGGACCACCAGCGGCUGCUGAAUGUCAAGGCCCGUCUGGAGCUGGAGAUUGAGACCUACCGCCGCCUGCUGGACGGGGAGGCCCAAGGUGAUGGUUUGGAGGAAAGUUUAUUUGUGACAGACUCCAAAUCACAAGCACAGUCAACUGAUUCCUCUAAAGACCCGACCAAAACCCGAAAAAUCAAGACAGUUGUGCAGGAGAUGGUGAAUGGUGAGGUGGUCUCAUCUCAAGUUCAGGAAAUUGAAGAAUUAAUGUAAAAUUUCACAAGAUCUACCCCAUGAUUGGUUCCUUAGGAACAAGAAAUUUACAAACAGAAAUCAUUCCUUUCAGAGUAACAUGGUGUAUUAGUUCAAUCUCUA
Mandrillus leucophaeus (drill) is the source of this 1545-nucleotide messenger RNA. It is a transcript of the gene KRT12, whose product is annotated as keratin 12, type I. Lineage: Eukaryota; Metazoa; Chordata; Mammalia; Primates; Cercopithecidae. The record is from RefSeq and is a predicted model, not a curated record. The transcript has 9 exons. The coding region runs from base 31 to 1443 and encodes 470 amino acids. Gene Ontology annotation, molecular function: structural molecule activity.